AUGAAUAAGGUACUCCUGUUUGCUUGGUUUUUGGCGUCGUCAUCGUUCUCUGUGCCAGGAUCCUUUGUCAUUGCGUGGGUCCAACACCAUGGCUUGGUUCACAGAUCAAGAGGGCUCCUCUUCGCGACCCCACCAUGGUCUGCACAAGAUGGCUCUGGCCAGUACUACUCGACGCGAUUGGUAGUGUCGAAUGUCAUUCCACAAGAAGAAGUGACGACUCUGUUGCAAUUGAUGGAACUGUCCACAACAGACCUUGCUCUUCCAAAUCGACAAGACGUGAUGUCUGUGAACAUUCCGUUGCCGGAUCUGCCUCCUGGCGUUACAGGGAGAGCCGCCAUUCUAGAGGUCCUAGUAACGACACAAGAGCAAUCUGACAUGGACGAUGAUUUGCGUCUAGAAAAAGAAGAAGAAUGGAAAGCUGCGAUUGGUCACUAUAUAGAUGAAGUUGCCUUUCAAGAAUACAAUCCAGAGUUGCCGUUGCGGCAACCCGUGCUGCUUUCCAUUGUCACCACUACUACAUGUAGUAGCGAACAACAACAAGAGAAGAAGGAUUACUCGGAACAACUCGUUUCGAUGAUCCAAACGCAAAUCCAGGACUAUGGAUUGGUGGAGGCUGUGGAUUGCCAUCAUGAAUAUCAUCACAAUCCUGACCAGAAAGACCCAUCAAUUAAUACGACAACAAUCCAACCCACUCUUCACUACCAAGUCGAUGGGGCCUGGGUGGUAGAUGAUGAUGAUCAUGACAACAACAAAUCAGAUGUUUGGGAUACAAGUUCCAUUUUGGUAUUUGACAAUCUACUGUCACAAGACAACUUGCGACAACGCUUGCUAGAUGUCGUCCUCGGUCGCAUCGUCGAGGAUGAUUCUACUACUGAAGCUUGGGACGAUGUGCAGCAUGGACCAGAUCCCAAACGGUGGCAAGAAGGCGGCUUGGUCGAUCUACCAACAACCACAACAACAAAUGAUGAUGAUGAUGGGAGUACUACUACUGUUCCAACAUCCUACGGAUUGACAGAGGAUGCGUUGGACGAAAUUUGUGCCGACGCGCCUCCUCCACUGCCCAUGCAACAAGUGGAAUGCAUACUCCAGCAACUAUUUCCAAACUUUAUUGUGACACGCCUCCCAGAGGCCGUCCUGGGAGCCAGUGUCACACCACUGACGGCCAAUGCACCAUCCUUUGGACAAUCCUUUGACUAUCAUAUUGACGCCGAUCCAUUCUUUGCUCCUCCGUCGCCGUGGACCGAUGUCUAUGGACGAUAUGCCAAUCGGGCACGAGGCAAACCACGGUUCGUGAGUUGUCUGUUCUAUCUCAAUGACGAAUGGAAGGUGGACGAAUGGGGGGCGCCCACACAAUGUCUCGAUGUCGCGACGGAAACACCCAUUGACAUUGCGCCCCAGUCGGGGAGAAUGCUAUUGAUGGAUCAAGACAUUACCCAUUCCGUUGUGGCACCCACGAGCGCGGCUGGGGCGCGUCCUCGUUAUUCACUCGUUUGGAAACUGAUUCUACAUCCCAAACAGCGCCAGCAAGAUAUGCGACAAUCGUUGUGUCAGCCAAACUGGCCGGAUGCCACUCGGAUUGGCAGUGCCAAUGAAUAA
Seminavis robusta is the source of this 1596-nucleotide messenger RNA. The record is from the annotation of a GenBank genome assembly. Lineage: Eukaryota; Bacillariophyta; Bacillariophyceae; Naviculales; Naviculaceae.